Spirodela intermedia is the source of this 417-nucleotide messenger RNA. The record is from the annotation of a GenBank genome assembly. NCBI's taxonomy places the organism in Eukaryota, Viridiplantae, Streptophyta, Magnoliopsida, Alismatales, Araceae.
AUGGACUUCGCCGGAGGGAGGCUGGGGCAUCUGCUGCACAUCUUCGGUGCGGUGGGGGGUGUCCAGCCGGAGGCCUCCACCGUGGUGGCGGCGGCGGCGGCGGCGGCUCCGCAUCCAACCGAUCACGAUUGGAUCCUGCCCUUCUCAGUCGUCAUCGUGCUUCUGGCUUGCAUUCUCUCCUUCACCGUCCUCCGUUGUCGCCAGUGCAAGUCGGACCCCGCUGGUGGCGACGGGCUCGCAAUGGACAAUGAGUGCCUCAUCGCCAGCGUCAUGCUGGUCCUCCUUGUGGUCGCCUUUCUCGGCUCCUUCUACUACUACUACUGCUUCCAAGGCGGGUGUUUCAGUCGCGCCAGCCCCGUGUCGACGGCGGCGGCGCCACCAGCAGGAAGGAAGUUCAUGAUGACGAUGACGACGUAA